Molecule: messenger RNA, 972 nt
Organism: Erinaceus europaeus (western European hedgehog)
Lineage: Eukaryota; Metazoa; Chordata; Mammalia; Eulipotyphla; Erinaceidae
Product: olfactory receptor 11L1
Exons: 1
Coding region: 1-972 (323 amino acids)
Biological process (GO): G protein-coupled receptor signaling pathway
Cellular component (GO): membrane
Molecular function (GO): G protein-coupled receptor activity; olfactory receptor activity
Source: RefSeq, a predicted model, not a curated record
AUGGAACCUCCAAAUGUGUCCUCAGUCACUGAAUUUCAGCUGCUGGGAUUCCAGAACCUUCUUGAGUGGCAAUCCCUGCUCUUUGCCAUUUUCCUGUUCAUCUACUUUCUUACAGUGACAGGGAAUGUUGUCAUUAUAGCAGUGGUGAGCCAUGACCAGCGGCUACACUCACCUAUGUACAUAUUCCUUAAGCACCUCUCCUUUCUGGAGAUCUGGUAUACAUCCACCAUUGUGCCCCUUCUCCUCACCAAUCUGCUUUCCUGGGGUCAGGCCAUCUCUUUCCCUGCCUGUAUGACGCAGCUCUACUUCUUUGUAUUUUUUGGUGCUACUGAGUGUUUCCUUCUGGCCAUGAUGGCCUAUGAUCGAUACCUGGCCAUUUGCAGCCCACUCCAUUACUCUUUCCUGAUGAGCCCUGAGAUCUGCAACUGGUUGGUGGCAAUCUCUUGGUUAACAGGGGUUGGCACAGGAUUUCUGCCCUGCAUGAUGAUUUCCAAGUUAGAUUUCUGUGGGCCCAACCAAAUCAAUCACUUCUUCUGUGAUCUCCCACCUCUCAUACAACUCUCAUGUUCCAGUGUUUACAUCACAGAGAUGGUCAUCUUUAUUCUAUCAAUUGCUGUGCUAUGCAUUUGCUUUUUUCUUACACUCGUGUCCUAUAUUUUCAUUGUGUCCUCCAUAUUAAGAAUUCCUUCUGCCUCUGGCCGGAUGAAGACCUUUUCUACAUGUGGCUCCCAUCUGGCUGUUGUCACUAUCUACUAUGGGACCAUGAUCUCUAUGUAUGUCCGCCCCAGUGCUCACCUGUCACCUGAAAUCAACAAGAUUAUCUCUGUCUUCUACACUGUUGUCACACCACUGCUAAACCCUGUUAUCUAUAGCCUGAGAAACAAAGAUUUCAAAGAGGCUGUUAGGAAAGUCAUGAAGAGGAAGUGUGGCAUCUAUGGAGUAAAAGUGAAGGGAAGUGUCUUCAUUAGGUAA